Molecule: messenger RNA, 694 nt
Organism: Theileria parva strain Muguga
Lineage: Eukaryota; Apicomplexa; Aconoidasida; Piroplasmida; Theileriidae
Product: small nuclear RNA activating complex (SNAPc) subunit SNAP43
Exons: 4
Coding region: 71-694 (207 amino acids)
Source: RefSeq, a predicted model, not a curated record
CGAGGACACAUUUUUUGAAAAAAUUUUAAAAUCGCAAUAACUAAAAUAAAUUGAAAGAUACAGGUGGUGGAUGGAAUUAUUGUAUAAUCCUUUGAAGGGAGCGGAAACUACCUUUGGAGAUGUUCAUUUUGGCUACUUUGUUCCUACUGUAAUUUGCGGAAGAACAAAGGCCUUUCAAACAGAUUUACAACUCUUCAUUUCCAAUUAUUGUAACCAAAUCUUCCAAAACAAUUUCAACACUUUUCUUAACAGUUGUUUGGAUUUUGGUCUAGAAGGGAUCGGUUUAGAGUACAGGAAUCGUAUGUUUUCUAAGAUUUUGGUCCUUUCGCCAAAGGAAAAUCUAACUGAUGUAUGGCAAAUUCUCUGGGGAACUUGGUCAUAUAUGUUUAAGAACGGAGUAGAGGAGAAGAGUGAGGAAUACAAUGUUUUAUAUAAAGUUUCUUUGAUAUAUUUAAUGUUUUAUUUAUACUUUUCACAAUCGGAUUUUAAUAAUUUGCCAAUCCCUCUCUCAAUAGAUACGUUUGAGGAAUGUUUAAAGCUUUCAGAAACAGUGUUGAAAAAGUAUAAAGUAACUUCAGUUUUGAACGUUUUAAAGUACUUGAUAAACCAAAAGUGUAUCACAUUUACGCUCUUGGACGGAUUACAAUUUCUAUACCAGAAUAAAUUCGGAGCUCCACUCAAACCUCCAUCAUAG